Molecule: messenger RNA, 5151 nt
Organism: Gordionus sp. m RMFG-2023
Lineage: Eukaryota; Metazoa; Nematomorpha; Gordioida; Chordodea; Parachordodidae
Exons: 18
Coding region: 140-5110 (1656 amino acids)
Biological process (GO): protein demethylation; regulation of transcription by RNA polymerase II
Molecular function (GO): DNA binding; histone demethylase activity; zinc ion binding
Source: RefSeq, a predicted model, not a curated record
CUUAUAAUAUUUUUUAUAUCUUCAAAAAAUUAAUUUGUUUCAUUUCAUUAUUUAAUUUUAGCGUUAAAAAGGUACCAUUUUGUUUUGAAGCAAAACGAUUGGAUAGGCUUAAAAUCAUUAAAAAGAUCAAGCUUAAUAAAUGGAUAUUAGAAGAAGCUUGCGUAAAAUAGAGCGCCGUCAUUAUACCGAUGAAGGCAUGGGAGAAGACGAGAUAGAUGGCAAAAGAUGCUACGAUUUAACGGAAAAACUAGCCGACCCAAAAUUUGAACUGGAAACUUACAUUCGGGAAUUAAAAGGGGAAGAUUUUACCGUAAAGUAUAUUCAAGAGAACGGUUUCGAAUAUCCGCUAAUAUUCAAGGACAAAAGCGGAUUAGGACUUAGGGUCCCAAGUCAAAAUUUUAACGUUGACGAUGUUAGGCGUUUAGUAGGAAGUCACCGGCUUUUAGAUGUCAUGGACGUCGAGACGCAAAAAGAUUUGGUUAUGACCAUGAAAGAUUGGUGCAAAUACUUCAAAAACCCUGUUAAACAUAAACUUUUGAACGUUAUCAGCCUUGAAUUCAGCAAAACUAAGUUAGAAGAUUACGUGGAAAUGCCUAAAGUGGUGAAGGAUAUAGAUUGGGUCAAUUCGGUUUGGCCCGUUCACUUGUUAGAGGCUCAAAAUGUAGCUACCAAUAAUUUAUCCGAAAUGAAAUAUCCCAAAGUCCGGAAAUAUGUCUUAAUGAGCGUGGCCGGGUGUUACACCGACUUUCAUAUCGAUUUCGGCGGGACUUCAGUGUGGUACCACAUUCUUCACGGGGCUAAGAUAUUUUGGCUAAUACCUCCUACCGAACGAAAUCACAAACUUUACGUGAACUGGACGCUCUCAGCUAAUCAGGGAGAAAUAUUUUUUGGUGACCUAGUGGAUAAUUGUUCUCGGGUUUACCUAUCUGCGGGGGAUACUUUUAUGCUACCCACCGGAUGGAUACAUGCCGUGUUUACUCCCAAAGAGUCAUUGGUGUUUGGAGGAAAUUUUCUGCAUAGUUUUUCCAUAGCUCAACAACUGAAAAUUAGCGAAAUUGAAGAUUUAACCCACGUUAAAUUGAAAUUCAGGUACCCAUUUUACACUGAAAUUCAUUGGUUCGUUUUGGAGAAGUAUAUCAGGGUUUUGACCGGAAAACCAUACAUCAAUAUACCCAAGAAGAAUUUGGAUAAAGAUACAAUAUUUGAAAAUCAACAUGAUAUUUCGUACGACCCUGACAGAAAAAUGUUUAGUUUGACUAAAUGGGAACUUAAUAGUCUCAGGGCACUUCUGAAUUACCUUAUCACUCGACCUAAUGGAAAACAAUAUAUACCCACUCUUAUAUUGGAACCCGAAAAAUUAUUGCAGGAAGCCAAAAAUCAAUUAGCCAUUCACUUUAAUGACAACCCAAUUGCUGCAAACACUGGUAAACAUAUUUUAUCCAGACCAGAAAACUAUCUUAAAAACUAUUCCUACUUUUCCGACAGUGGAUUGGACGAGGAAGAUUUCGGUCCUAUUUCAAACAGGGCCUUUUUGUCCUACAACGAUGAUAAGUUACUAAAAUCAUCCAACGCCGUUUUAAAAUCCGCUACGGCUGGGAGAGGGAAGGGUAGAAAAUCUAAUAACAAGAAUCCCAGUUUCGGCUCCAACCCCCAUCUCAUAUUUCUGACCACCGAUCCAUUUUCCUUCGAUUUCUCCUCAAGCGCGGGCACGAUUUCCAACACCAGUAAAGAAGACCUUUACAAGAGUAUAAUGAGGAAACGUAGGAUAAGGUGCCAGCAAUGUGAAGCCUGUAUACGCGAAGAUUGUACCGAAUGCGUUUUCUGUCGAGGGAUGACAAAAUUCGGAGGACCGGGCACUCUUAAAAAACCAUGCAUCAGUCGAAAUUGCAUGAUGCCUUUACUACCCCGCACAGCUGCUUGUUACAUUUGCGGUCACAGAGAUGCCCCAGACGGAAAAUUAGACGAUCAAUUCAACCCCUUCAAUAUUAACGAGUGCGUGUACUGUCGAAUGAUCACCCAUCCUAUCUGUUGCCAGACUCAAUUCAGGGACCAAAAAUUGGCUUACAUUGCUAAAAAAGGAGAUGAAAAAAUGACCAAGAAAGAAGGGGAAAUUUGGUAUGGGGGUGUUGACCAAGAGCGGGUUAAGGAGAAUGAGAGGAUGGAUUCAAUGAAUAAGAUUGAAAUGAUCACGGAAUCACUCAUUUCCCCAAACCCUCAACCCGAAAAUACAAUAAUACCAACAACCAAUAAUAUAGAAAAUUUGUUAAACAACGGAGAAAUAAUGGACUUUGAUGAGGUUUCCAUUGACAUUUUAGGAAAUUUGUCAGGAACUGAUACUGGUAAUAAAAAUUUAGAGGAAUCAAACCUACUAUUUGAAAAUAAUGAAAUUAAAGAACCCGAAGAUAUUAACUUUUUAGAAUUAGGAAUCGUUAACGAGGAUAAUGCUUGUUGGUGGGAAUGUCCUAAAUGCUUGACCAUAUUAUCUAAAGGCAGUGCUAGAGAGGUAUCUUCAAUACUCGAAAGUUUGCCAAAGAGAUUGCAGAUGCUUAGCACGGCCUACCAAAUACUUCCUUGUUUUAAAAAUCGGCCCUCUAACCAAACGGACGAAAUGUGCUCGGUUAAGCUAAACAUAAUGAAUGAUGAUAUGAGUAUUACGUUCAAUGAGAGCACGCGAGAUUCCUUACUAACCACUUAUACCGGCGACGACCAAAAUUCUUAUGAAUUUAUACCGACUUUAAAUAUGAAUUCCCAAAUAUCGAUAGAUUCUGUCGCGUCAAAUGUCGCAGAGACCUUUGUACGUUUACCCAACAUGACCAGCAAUCUCGAUAACCAUUUAAUCAAACCAAAUGAUCUAAAUAAUCAUAUUGCCGACACCAACCUAGGACAUAACAUUGGAAACUUACCCGUUAAAAAGAAAAGAGGUCGAAAAUCUAAACAUAAUAAGGAGGGGGAGAUGCUGGCUCCUAAUUUACUACUCAAGACAUUCGAUAAACAUAAUCGGCUUUCCUCCUUUCCACUUAUUAGUAAUAAUGAUAUCGAUCUUUAUCCCGCUCCAAAUACUAAUUCUUCAUACGACUUGGAAAACCUUACCCCAUCUUGCCUAUCGUCAUCUUCGUCUAAUGAUGAUAAAAGCGGCGGUAGCAAAAGAUACGGUAUCAAAAAAGCGAGACACGACAUGCUACACAAUGUUGAGUACGAAUGUGUGGACGAAAGCCGGGAUACCAAAAUAGUCAUUCGUAAAAAACAUCGACCGGGUCCUCCAACUUGUUCUUUUGAAAAUAAUUUAAAAUUAACAGAUUCUUUUAAUAAUAAUAUAAAUAAUAUUGAACUGGCCCAAGUUGACCCAUGCCUUUACAGACAUUUGGACCAAUUACUGAGACACUAUUCAUUUCAUCUCCAUGGAAAAGUUCAAAGCCAGGUUAAAAUAGAGGACGGAAUUGGUUAUAGACAGCUGGAAAACAACGAGAAGAAUCUUAUGGAACAAGUUAGACAAUUGGAAGAAGCGGUGAGUAUCGUUAUUAAACAAGAGAAGGAAAAAGUAACUAUCCGCGAUAAAGAUACUAUUAUUUCGAAGGCAUUUAUAGAUUCCACGUUUCUAGAAUCGAUCGUGGAUAACCCAUUAAGUUUAGUACAGACAAUGUCAUCUGUAUAUGACAACUUUUUUCUCCCUACUACUACACCCAUUUCUAAUAAUGAUAACAAAGAAACAAAUUUGCUUCAAAUAAUUCAUAGUCCUAUUACCCAUAGUGAUCUAUCAUCCUUCAUUUCUUCUCCUUCUUCCCCCGAUCAUUUGCCAGAUAACGAUCAUUUAUUUGAAGACAUGAGUUCAAUAAAUCGCCAUAGAGUCAUAUCGGAUCAAGUCAUAUCUAGAUCCAAGCCUAGAAAUUUUCCCAUGUGCAUAAAAAAUAACAAUAAGGGAAUUACAAACGGUAUCAAAGAUGAUAGUUUUAUUGACAUUGUAAAUGAUGGAGCCAUCGCCUAUCAUAAUGGGAAUGUAUCGAUCGGGAAUGUUGUCAAUUCUCAGUCCCAUAGCUAUGCGAUUAACAAAGAGCCUGCUACGAAUGUCAUUGCUACUCAAUCUCGUAAUUUUGCCAUAAACGUUGCAAAACGUAGCCACAUAUGUGAUCCGUCAUACAAUAUCGGCUCUCGAACUAAAUAUAUAUUAGAAAAAGCUAUAUGGAUUAAAGUUUUCAGCUGUUUGCAGCCAAUUGAUUUAACUAAGUGCAUCUCAUGUUGUAAAGCUUGGAAUAUUUGGGGAUUGGACCCUCUUUUUUGGAAACAUAUACGCAACGAUAUAAACGCAAAUUUCAAAAUUAAUUUUGAUUUACUCAAAGGUCUCAUUAAAAAGCGACCAGAAUCUUUAACAUUUGAAAACUUGCAUCUUAAACCUAGCAACAUCGAAUUUUUGUUAAAAUGGCUCCCCGAUUUGACCAGCCUUCAUCUGGUUAGAUGUACUUGUUCUGCUUACGAAAUUGGUAAUAUUUUUGCUAAGGGUUACACCUGGAACAUGAAUAGCUUACAAUUAUCUUACAUAGAAGAUUUGGAUGAUCAUUCUUUAUGGAAAAUUUUAACUUUUCCAAAGGAUGGGUGCGACAUCGAUAAAUGUAUCGUUAAUUGUGAUAACUAUAAUUUAAACGAUGAAGACAUAGAGAAAUAUGAUGCUAGCCAUUCGCAUUCAGGUUUAAAGCUUUCCAUAAUGCCUAAUAUUACCCUCUACGCUCUUCGAGAUAUCAACUUGACUGGAACGCAUAUAAGUGAUGUCACAUUGAAAUUGAUAGGACAAAGCUGGAUCUUGCCACACUUGAUUAGAAUAGAUUUCAGUUAUUGUUUAAAGAUAACCAAUGUCGGUGUAUUAAACUUAAUAUUAAUGGGUCAUAAUUCUUCACUUUCAUUUAAUACCAAAAAAUUAACUCCAUUAGCUAAACAAUUAGUAACCUUAAAAUUAAGAGGUAAUUACAACAUUACGGACAAUGCAUUUUUGAUACAGGAUAAUGGUAAUAUUGUGUCCAUAUACCAUUUUUGUCCUAAUUUAUUGAAUGUUGAUGUGAAAAAUUGUCCUAAAAUUAGUUUAAAGGGAAGACAAAUCUUACACAAAAUGGAUAAUGUUUAAACCUAUUAAUCAAAAAAACAUCUUUAUACUUUGAGAUUUAC